AUGGCCUCCACCCCAGGUUUCGAUGAAAUUGACUCAACGCCAUACAAAAACAUUCCACGCAUCGCGCGGCUCUUAGUAGGUGAAGAUAUCAAAGAUAUCAGUAAGGAGCUAGAGCAGAUGACUCAGUUCCAAGAAGGAGUUGGAAACGUGAGCCUAGAAAGUUUGCCAAGAGAAUCAAUCGAAGAAACGCUAGCGGAAAUAACAGAGCUUCAAAAAGAAGAUGGAGUUCACCUUCGCCUAUAUAUCCAAUGGCUGUACUUCUCUGAACGCAGUCUGCUAAGAGGUAAAGAAGAAACGAUCCCUGAAGAUGACAAAUCUAUCCCGGAGAAGGUCCACAGCCUUGAGGAGAAAGGGAGAAAUCUUGAGGAAAAUCUAGGAUGGACGAUGGACCUCUUAGAAGAUGACAAAUCUAUCCCGGAGAAGGUCCACAGCCUUGAGGAGAAAGGGAGAAAUCUUGAGGAAAAUCUAGGAUGGACGAUGGCCCUCUUAGAAAUUACUGAAGAAGUUAGCCCUCUGAGAGACGAGACAACCUAUGGGAGGCCUACAUCUCAAGGGGAGUACACAAAAUUAAAAGAAGCUGGUCUUCUGAGAGACGAGACAACUUAUGGAACGCCUACAUCUCAAGGGGAGUACACAAAAUUAAAAGAAGGAGGCCUUCUGAGAGACAAGACAACUUAUGGAACGCCUAAAUCUCAAGAGGAGUACACAAAAUUAAAAGAGAUAAAAACUAGCUUUCUGAGAGACGAGAAAGCUUAUGGAAGGCCUGCAUCCCAAAGGGGAGACACAAAAUUAAAAGGUGAUGACAAAGAGAUGAUUGAAGACUUCGAAGCUAGCCUUCUGAGAGAGAAGACAACUUAUGGAACACCUACAUCUCAAGGGGAGUACACAAAAUUAAAAGGUGAUGUCAAAGAGAUGAUUAAAGACUUUGAAGCUUGCCUUUUGAGAGACGAGACAACUUAUGGAACGCCUACAUCUCAAGUGGAGUACACAACAUUAAUAGAUGAUGUCAAAGAGAAGAUUGAAGACUUUGGUAUGCAUUUUCGCACAUAG
Molecule: messenger RNA, 1050 nt
Organism: Stylophora pistillata
Lineage: Eukaryota; Metazoa; Cnidaria; Anthozoa; Scleractinia; Pocilloporidae
Source: RefSeq, a predicted model, not a curated record